Molecule: messenger RNA, 4234 nt
Organism: Corythoichthys intestinalis (scribbled pipefish)
Lineage: Eukaryota; Metazoa; Chordata; Actinopteri; Syngnathiformes; Syngnathidae
Gene: hdhd5
Product: haloacid dehalogenase like hydrolase domain containing 5
Exons: 8
Coding region: 196-1377 (393 amino acids)
Biological process (GO): glycerophospholipid biosynthetic process
Cellular component (GO): mitochondrion
Source: RefSeq, a predicted model, not a curated record
GUCAAUCUGCGCAUGCGCCUUGUUCCUUAGCCGGAAAAGUCAAACAGCGGCCGUCCGUCAGUCAGCAGAGUAUUGAUUCAAAGUUCAACCUUUUUGGCGACCUUGCGCUCACAACAUUCUGCAUUUGAGCAAAGGUUGUUUUAGCUUGGAGCUAGCUUGACAUUUUGCCAUAGUUUGUCCUUCAAACGACUCAAAAUGCAAGGCGGAAAGUGUUUGAAAAGUGCCUGGAAGCUUUUUAAAUCCAGCGGCGAGGGAGCUGCGAGACACUACAGCCAUACAUCCACUCGAGGCUCUUUCGGUCUCCUCUUCGACAUCGACGGCGUGCUAGUGCGCGGUCAGACGCCCAUCCCGGCCGCCAAGCGCUGUUUCCGGAAGCUGGUGGACCGGCGAGGCCGGUACAAAGUCCCCGUGGUCUUUGUCACCAAUGCUGGAAAUUGCAUGCGGCAGGCCAAAGCAGAACAUCUUUCACAUUUGCUAGAAGUGGAGGUGUCACCGGAGCAGGUGAUGCUAUCCCACAGUCCUUUGCGAAUGUUCACGCAAUUUCACCAAAUGUGCGUGCUGGUGUCCGGACAGGGUCCUGUACAAGAAGUGGCUCGCAUGUUGGGUUUCCAGAACGUGGUCACCAUAGAUCAAGUCCGAGAAGGAUAUCCUCUUCUGGACAUUGUGGAUCACGACAGAAGACCCAAAGACAGUAUUCCUCCCACAAAAGGAUUACGGCCAAUAGAAGCGGUGAUUUUAUUUGGCGAACCAAUCCGAUGGGAGACCAACCUCCAGCUCAUUCUCGACGUCCUCCUCACUCACGGCAACUUGGGCAGCAACUGGAACGGGGCGCCGUACCCACACCUUCCUUUGCUAGCGUGUAACAUGGACCUCCUUUGGAUGGCCGAAGCUAAAAAUCCCAGGUUUGGUCACGGGAUGUUCCUGGUAUGCUUGGAAAGCCUGUACAAGAAAGUGACGGGUCAGGAUCUUAAAUACGAGGCUCUCAUCGGCAAACCCAGCGUGGUGACUUAUAACUACGCCGAGUUGCUGGUCAGGCGGCAGGCGGAGAGACUCGGAUGGAGCUUGCCCGUCAAAACGCUCUAUGCAAUCGGCGACAACCCGAUGGCCGACAUAUACGGCGCCAACCUGUACGACCGCUACCUCCGGACGGCCCCGCGUUCGGAAGCCCGUCUCCCAGAAGCGUGUCGCUCCAUUCUGGUGUGUACGGGCGUGUACAGCAAAGAGGAGGCGCUGCCGUCGCUGUCCCAGCAGCGCGUCUUCCACGGCCACAGAGACUUCCGUUUUGAGCCCGACCUCACGCAGCCGUCCUACGUGGUGGACGACGUCCAGGAUGCGGUGGAGCUGGCGUUCGAACAGGAAGGGUGGUCUCUUCAUUAGUGACUUCAAAAUGAACACUUUCACUGCCAUAGACGUCCAGUUUGCUGUGAAUCCAAAUGAGUUUAUCUGUAGAACAAAUCCAUUUGACGUGGGAGGCUGGCAUGAACAUUUGCUGCCAGCGUUCCCAUGUCAAAUGGCUUGGACAUCUAGCAGUGUCCAUGAUAAGGCUUAGAUUUGAUGUCCAGUGUUGUCAAUGGCAAGAAACUCACCAAGAUUGACACAUUGUUUUUUUCCUUUAUCGCCAUUUUGGGAGUCUUCCGCUGCCAUCCCUCCCACUCAAAACUAUGAUUGGACGUCCAUCACCGUCAUUAGAAGAGAGGUUAACGUGGACGUUUUUACGAGGAAACGUUUUAAUAGCAGGACAAUAUCCGGUUUGCCAAAAUGACUGCUACCACUGUAGAAUCUAUGUAUAAUUUGUUCAUUUAUUUUCCAAAGAAAAAUAAUGACUUGAAAGAUGUCAGGCAAGUGUAUCACAAAAUACACCUUUGUACUUUUCAGAAUUGUACGUUCAUGUUACAUUCAAAAUAUGACACUAGCUCUCAUGCCCCAUUCAGACUGCCAGUGUUUUGUUAGGCCACUCAAUGCUAAUUUGUGUUCAAGCCUACUCACCUCAAGUAACUAUAAGCUGUAAAUCUGAAUUUUUUCACUCAAUAUUACGCCAAAAGUAGUUUUGUGUCUCUGCUAGUCAAACCAAGCAACUUCAAAUGGACAAAUACAAAAUAAAAGCAUUUAUUUCAAACAUCUCAUUAAAAAAAGGCACUGCGUGAACAAAUGUUAUCCAUAAACUGUAAACUCUAAAAUGGCCAACAAUUUUUGCCGAGUCAUCAGGGCGUGAAUGCUCAAUGACGGCAAGCGAUCAUCUUUCUAUGAGUUUAUCACUGGUCCAAUCCAUUUGAAACCAAUUUCAGGUCAUUUCCUAUUGAUUUUGGCUUAUUGAAAAGGAAGAAUGUCCCCAGAUGAAUAGGAAGUGACUCAAAAUCUACAGGAGGUACACUGUAAAUGUAAAAGAAACAGGAAGCAACCUGUCCUUUACGCUUGAUUUUAGCUUCCUGUUGAAUUAAGGGGCACUUCUGGGUCACUUCCUGUUGAUUUUGGGUCACUUCCUGUUGAUUUUGGGGCAUUUACAUAUCACUUCCUGUUGAUCUUGGGUCAGUUCCUGUUAAUUUUUGGGCACUUCCAAGUCACUUCGUGUUGAAUUAAGGGCACUCCUGGGUCACUUCCUGUUGAUUUUGGGGGAUUUACAGAUCACUUCCUGUUGAUUUUGGGUCAGUUCCAGUUAAUUUUGGGGCACUUUUGGGUCACUUCCUGUUGAUUUUGGGGCAUUUACAGGGCACUUCAUGUUGAUUUUAGGGCACUUUUGGGUCACUUCCUGUUGAUUUUUGGGUACCUCCAGGUCACUUCCUGUUGAAUUAAGGGGCACUUCUGGGUCACUUCCUGUUGAUUUUGGGGCAUUUACAGAUCACUUCCUGUUGAUUUUGGGUCAGUUCCAGUUAAUUUUGGGGCACUUCCAAGUCACUUCUUGUUGAUUUUGGGGCAUUUACAGGGCACUUCAUGUUGAUUUUAGGGCACUUUUGGGUCACUUCCUGUUGAUUUUUGGGCACCUCCAGGUGCCUUCCUGUUGAAUUAAGGGGCACUUCUUGGUCACUUCCCGUUGAUUUUGGGUCAGUUCCUGAUAAUUUUUGGGCACUUCCAGGUCAGUUCCUGUUGAAUUAAGGUACUUCUGGGUCAUUUCCUGUGAUUUUGGGGCAUUUACAGAACACUUCCUGUUGAUUUUGGGUCAGUUCCAGUUAAUUUUGGGGCACUUCCAAGUCACUUCUUGUUGAUUUUGGGGCAUUUACAGGGCACUUCAUGUUGAUUUUAGGGCACUUUUGGGUCACUUCCUGUUGAUUUUUGGGCACCUCCAGGUGCCUUCCUGUUGAAUUAAGGGGCACUUCUUGGUCACUUCCUGUUGAUUUUGGGUCAGUUCCUGUUAAUUUUUGGGCACUUCCAGGUCAGUUCCUGUUGAAUUAAGGGUACUUCUGGGUCAUUUCCUGUGAUUUUGGGGCAUUUACAGAACACUUCCUGUUGAUUUUGGGUCAGUUCCUGUUAAUUUUGGGGCACUUCCAAGUCACUUCCUGUUGCUUUUGGGUCAGUUCCUGUUAAUUUUGGGGCAUUUACAAGUCACCUAAUCUUACAUUAAGGGCACUUCCCGAUGAUUUUAGGACACUUCUGGGUUACUUCCUAUUGAUUUUGGGGCAUUUACAGGUCACUUCCUUUUGAUUUUUGGGCACUUCCUAGUCAUUUAGGGACAUUCUUUGGUGACUUUCUGUUCAGUUAAAGAAAAUCAACCAGAAGUGACCCAGAAAUGCCCAAAAAUCAAAGCGUAAAUACUGGGCACUCCCUGUUCAUUUUAGGGCAUUUAGAGGUCACUUCCUGUUUAUUUUGUGUCACUUCCUGUUUUUUAUUGUAUAUACAGGUUACUUCCUGUUCAUUUUGAGUCACUUCCUGUUGUUAAAACAAAAAUCAAAAAGAAGUGACCAAAAAUCAACAGGAUGUGACCUAUAAAUCUGCCAAAAUCAACAGGAAGUGACCUGAAGUGCCCAAAAAUCAACAGGAAGUGAACCGUAAAUGCCCCAAAAACAACAGGAAGCGCCCUCAAUUUAAGUGCCUGUACAUUUGUUCAUUCGCUGCCACCCGUCCCAUUUCAAACGGUUUGGACCUCUGCGGCCAUCAAAGGCUGCCAAUGAGUUCAUUUUGGGGGCAUUUCUGGGUCACUUCCUGUUGAUUUUGGCUCACUUCCUGUUGAUUUUGAAGUAAUUCUAGGGUGUGGGAGCGAGGGGGUAUUUUUCACAUCACUUAAUGUUGAUUUUGGGGUAUC